AUGGUGGUGGUCCUGCUCCACGGGCUGCUGCUCCUCCUGCUCUUGGCAGCCUGGCUGCUCUACCAGUACAAUGCCAGCUUCCACUACUACUGCAAGGUGGCUUUUUUCAACGCCUGGAUCGUGGCCAUGGCCACCCUCCUGUCGCCCAUUGUGGCUCUGCGGGGACGCUCCGUGGAGAACAUGAAGGUCCUGCGUGCUGUGAUCCUGCCCCUCAAACACAUCUAUGGCAUCAAGAUCCAAGUGUGGGGUUCUGAGCAUCUGAAGAUCAAGGAGCCCUUUGUGAUAGUUUGCAACCACCAAGCUUCCCUUGACCUCAUGGGCAUGGUGGAGGUAAUUCCUGAGCGCUGUGUGCCCAUCGCCAAGAAGGAGCUCAUGUACAUGGGGACGGUGGGGUGGGCCUGCUGGCUCUGUGGCAUCAUCUUCAUCGACCGCCACAGAAGAGAAGAUGCCAUCGACGUCAUCUCCCAGACAGCCAGGACCAUGCGGCGUGAGAACCUCCGAGUGUUGAUUUUCCCUGAAGGCACCAGGAACCAGGAGAGAUCGAUGCUGCCCUUCAAGCGUGGGGCGUUCCACUUGGCCGUGCAGGCUCAGGUUCCCAUUUUCCCCAUGGUGAUCUCCCCAUACUGGGACUUUUUCAGCUCCAAGGAUAAGAAAUUCAACUCUGGGACAUGCACCGUCCGAAUCCUUCCCAAGGUAGAAACCCAGGGCCUGAGCCCAGAGGAUGUCCCCAGGCUGACAGAGACUGUCCAGCAGGCCAUGGCUGAUGUCUUUGCCGAGAUGUCUGCAGAUCACUGUGGGGCCCAGG
Messenger RNA from Merops nubicus (carmine bee-eater), 805 nucleotides. Its product is annotated as 1-acyl-sn-glycerol-3-phosphate acyltransferase alpha-like. Lineage: Eukaryota; Metazoa; Chordata; Aves; Coraciiformes; Meropidae. Gene Ontology annotation, biological process: phosphatidic acid biosynthetic process. The record is from RefSeq and is a predicted model, not a curated record. Gene Ontology annotation, cellular component: membrane; endoplasmic reticulum. The annotation marks the transcript as partial. The transcript has 6 exons. Gene Ontology annotation, molecular function: 1-acylglycerol-3-phosphate O-acyltransferase activity.